GGACAGCAUCCCGGCGUGCCCGCUCUUGCCGCUGCCGCCGCGGGCGGGACUCUCCGGGCGGGGGCUCGGCGGGGAAGGGGCCGGGGCGCGGCGGGCGCCCCAUUGGCUCUCUCAGUCGGCACAUGUCGCCAGCCCAUCUAUAAAGCCGGCCGCGGCCCCGCUUCUAGCCCGUCCUCCUGCUUCCGCGCUGUACCAGGCACGCCGCUAGCCCCAGCUCUGCCGCCAUGGCCAUUGAUGCAUUUUUAGGCAAAUGGUGCCUCAUCUCCAGCGAGGGCUUCGAGGACUAUAUGAAGGAGCUGGGUGUGGGUAUGGCCAUGAGAAAAAUGGGAAGCAUGGCCAAACCAGAUGUUUACAUUAUUAAGGAUGGGGACACAAUCACCGUAAAAACAGAAAGCACCUUCAAAACUUCACAGUUCAGCUUCAAGCUUGGGGAGAAAUUUGAGGAAAAUACAUUAGAUGGCAGGAAAACUCAGACCCUUAUCAGCUUAAAGGAUGAUGGGUCAUUGAUUCAGGAGCAGGAAUGGGAUGGCAAGAAGACCAUAAUAACACGGAAACUUGUGGAUGGACAGUUGGUGGUGGAAUGUGACAUGAAUGGUGUCAAGUGUGUUAGAGUCUACCAGAAGGCAUGAGGACAUCUUCAUGAUCAGUAGGAACUUGCUGCAACCAACUCAGUUCAGUGGACAGAGCUCCUUUACACUCCGUAUUUUCCUUUUCCCUGUUUUCUAGUAUUUCAAUGGACUGAGUAGCUGAGUGCAAUCGUUUUUAAAAGCCGUGGUGUAACUGUUAUGUAACUACUCUGAACUUAUGAGGCUAUUAAAUAAAAUUGUCAAAUAUAUGAAGUGGAAAUGUUGUUACUAUAGUGGAAUUUUAAUGUGAGGUUUUAUUAAAAACUCAGUUUGGUUUUAGGCUCUACUGCAAACUCCCUUCAGUUCAAGGUAAUGCAAUAUCUGGCAAGGAACAGUUAAUAGCUAGGUGAAUUUUGACCAGCAUCUUUAAUUGUUAAGGUAGUAAAAUCUGAAAUAGAAAAAAACAUUCAGAUUUCAGACUCUAGAAUUGUGUUUAACUUGAAUGUUACAAAGUAAAAAGAAUAGGGAGGGUGGAGGUACAAGUUAGUUGUCAGCUUUGAGUAGAGGAGUUAAGUAAGGGGCUAGUUUGGUUUUUCAUGUUUCAAACCCCACACAACUUUCUUAUCUGAAAUUGAUAAACAAACAUACAUGCUUUACUUAAAGGAAAACUUAUUUUGAGUAGACUUUUGUUUUCCUAGCAAAGUUUCUUAUCUAGUAAUCCAAAAAUUCCUAACUACAAUCUACUGAAAUACUGCCUAAAACUUAAAGCCUCUUUUUUUUUUUUUAUUUUUAUUUUUUUUAAAGUUUUAAUUUUUAACUGGCUUGAAACACCUAGCAAUGGAGUUUAUAUGUUUUCAAGUGCCAUAAUAAAUAAUCAGAAAUA
Calypte anna (Anna's hummingbird) is the source of this 1449-nucleotide messenger RNA. RefSeq names its product fatty acid-binding protein 5. Gene Ontology annotation, cellular component: cytosol; nucleus. Gene Ontology annotation, molecular function: fatty acid binding. Lineage: Eukaryota; Metazoa; Chordata; Aves; Apodiformes; Trochilidae. The record is from RefSeq and is a predicted model, not a curated record. The transcript is spliced from 4 exons. Gene Ontology annotation, biological process: fatty acid transport. The coding region runs from base 225 to 629 and encodes 134 amino acids.